This is a messenger RNA of Acaulospora colombiana, 471 nucleotides long. NCBI's taxonomy places the organism in Eukaryota, Fungi, Glomeromycota, Glomeromycetes, Diversisporales, Acaulosporaceae. The record is from the annotation of a GenBank genome assembly.
AUGGCUAUUAUGAGUAUAAGCGUUGUCGUAUUAGACAUUAAACCUCCAGAGAUCGAGCAUGUUAACAUUGCCUAUUACAAAUGUGACGUGUCAAAAUUUGAAGAAGUGCAAGGUGUGGCCAGGAAAAUCGUGGAAGAUUUCGGUCACCCGACCAUUCUCGUUAACAAUGCCGGCAUUGUUAAGGGGAAGACCAUUUUGGAUGAAUCGGAAGCUGAGAUAAUCGAGUAUGAUGCGAAAACUGUUCGCACGACUUUGGUUUGUCCGGGGGAAAUAAAAACGGGAAUGUUUGAAGGCAUCGAAGUUAGAUUCCCUUUUAUCACGCCGCCAUUGGCACCGCUGGAUGUGGUAAAGCUUAUAUUCACCGCUCUGGAAAAAGAUCAGGGUCAAGAUAUUUUUGUACCUUAUUAUGUCCAUUUCGUGCCAGCAUUGAGAAUCCUGCCGUCAUUCGUUCAUGAUCUUGUUCAUAAGUAA